Molecule: messenger RNA, 1607 nt
Organism: Platichthys flesus (European flounder)
Lineage: Eukaryota; Metazoa; Chordata; Actinopteri; Pleuronectiformes; Pleuronectidae
Gene: tamalin
Product: trafficking regulator and scaffold protein tamalin
Exons: 8
Coding region: 191-1309 (372 amino acids)
Molecular function (GO): protein binding
Source: RefSeq, a predicted model, not a curated record
GAAACAUUGAGGAGGAGACCUGGAGAAGAAGAAGAGGAGGAGGAGAAGAAGUUGUUGGAGGCUUCAGCUCCUCAGACCCUGUCCUCAUCUGCUCCGCUGUAGGAACAGCUUCUCAAUAACAGACCACAUCCACCAUUAUCAGUAUCAGUGUUACUUCCAGAGUUUAUUCUGAGCCGCACGUGAGCGCAUCAUGACUUUCAGGAGGCUGAAGAAAGUGAACUCCAGCGGACCCGAGUCUGGACCCGCAGCCCCGGACCACGACAUCUAUUUCCCCUCGUCCCAGUCGGACAGCUGCAGGACGGUGGAGGUGCGGAGCGGCUCCUCGGAGGUCUACAGCUACAAGACCCUGGCUUACUCCGGAGGGACGCUGCCCAGGAACUUCAAGAAGGGGGGCGGCCUGCAGAAGUGGAAACCCCUGACACUGUCACCGGAGCCACAAAGGAACGUGGUCGUGCUGGAGAAAAAUGAGGAGGAAUCGUUUGGUUUUGAGAUCCAGACCUACGGCCUCCACCAUCAGGACCAGAACUCGGUGGAGAUGUGCACGUUUGUGUGCAAGGUGCACGGCGACAGCCCAGCCCAGCAGGCAGGCCUCAAAGUCGGAGACACCAUCGCGAGUGUGAACGAAGCCUCGGUGGAGGGAUACCGACACAAAGAGAUCGUUCAGCUCAUCCGGGCCUGUGGGAACACACUCAGGCUGGAGACGGUUUACAGCGACUCGAUCCGCAAAGCCGAGCUGGAGGCGCGGCUGCAGUAUCUGAAGCAAACGCUUCACGAGAAGUGGGAUGAGUAUCGGUCGCUGAUGGUGCAGGAGCAGAGGCUCGUUCACGGUAUAGUAAUGAGUGAUGCGGCGGUGUACGAGUCCCUGGAGUCGGCAGGCGUGUACGGCAGCCUGGGCGCCCCCAGCCCCGCGGCUCAGAGGGCCCUGCUCGGCACCGGCAGCACCAGCAGCAGCGCCAGCUUCCUCAGCACGGCCACAGAGGACGACCCUCUGUACCAGACCUGCCUGUACCAGGUGGACGGCAGCGUGGACUCAGACAACGGCAGUGCCGGCAAAAAGAAAGAGCUGCAGCUGCCGCAGAAGGUGCAGCGUCUCCGGCCGGCCAGCGAGCUCUUCACCUCGGCCAAGACGCAGCUGACCCGCAGCGCCAGCACACGCAGCUACAUGAGAGGCUCCAACUCGUCGGGCGAGAAGCAGGGAGGCUUCACCACGCUGCAGAGGAAGCCCAAACAGAAGAGCUUCCGCAGGCGCCUCCUCAAGUUCAUCCCCGGCCUGAACCGGCCGCUGGAGGAGGAGGAGAGCAAGCUGUGAGCCGGGCGCCACAGAGAACUGACCCAAUGACUUUAAAAGCACCAGUGACUGUCAGACUAAAGCUGCCCAAAGAAAACUGAGCCCACAAACAGUGAAGAGACCAAAGAGAGACGGCUCAGCUUCAGGCCGCGGCUUCUCCCAGCCGGACGGGACUUUUCUUUACAUUUGUUCAUCUCUUGUUUAAGUUAUUUAUUUAUUUUUGACACGUUUUUGGUUUCUGUACAGAAUGAAGCAUUUCUCAGUUUUUACUGCAUGCAAGACUUUUAUUUUGUCAGCUGAAUAAAUGGCCUGUUACGAG